AUGUCGCUGUACCUCCCGGAACAAAAGCUAGGCACGCAUUCCCAACCGGAUUCGACGUCGCACAAAUUCAUGUUGAAGGGCCGACAGACGGGCACCAUGCACCGAGGCCACUCCUGGGUCUUCCGUGCAGAGUCUCACGAGACCAUGAUGGCGUGGUACGAAGACAUCGAAAGUCUGAUCUCCAAGACGGGCGAAGCUCGCAACGCUUUUGUCCGGAGACAUGUGCGAACGGUCAGCGGCAACAGCUAUCGCACCAGCAUCGAUGGAGUUAUGGAUGAAGACGAAGCCGACCGAACGCCUUACUCUCCGGAAUCAGCGGUUUUAAAUCAGGAGCGGCCUGCGUCUCAGCCCCGUGAGCCGGGCGGCCGGUUUCCCAGUGAUGUGCAGAUAGACCGCCAUUUGCAGGCCCCACUGUCGCCUUCAAGUGGAGAGAGCUCCGGUGAGAGAGACCUGCUAGCCGCGGCCGGAUCGUUACCCGAUCACUUCGACCCCAAUGCCCAGCCCAUGUCGAAUCGGGCUUUGGAUGAGAACCAACCUCGAUCCAUGCCGGCUGGCGCAUCUCGAGGCCACCCGUUCGAACGGCAUGACAGUUAUUACGGUGCUUGGAUGAGCCCCACCGAUCCAAGCGCUCGUCAGAAGCAGCAGGAGGCCCAACAAACCUAUUCUGCCUCCGAGAAUCAAGGAGGUUCUCGGUUCUAUGGAGGAGAUAACUCUUCUCAAUCACAUACCUUGUUCGUUGCCGGGAUGGGCUCGGGGAGCUCCCGGGACUCGUCAGUCGUACGCCAGAGAAACCGGGGCGAGAGUGCAUCCACUGCGCCCACGACCACAAAUGUGACCGAUCACACUCAUAAUACCGUUCCUACGUCCAUCGACGAGGGACCUGAGCCAUCCAUCACAGGUUCCGAGAAGCCUUCCCACGACACGCAGGAGAAAACUCUGGGUCCUGCCGCCGAAGUCACGUCCGCGAAGACCGUCCCCGUCAUGUCGUCUGGAGGCAUCACCCCCAACGGCGUCACUACCGAAGGGACCAAACGGCCGUCAGCUCAAAGCAAGAACAGCGUAUCAACUCUUGAAUUGAGAAUCCCAGGGCAUUACCCUCCGGCCAAUGUCUCUUCCGCCUAA
Aspergillus melleus is the source of this 1122-nucleotide messenger RNA. RefSeq lists its product as uncharacterized. The transcript has a single exon. The record is from RefSeq and is a predicted model, not a curated record. Lineage: Eukaryota; Fungi; Ascomycota; Eurotiomycetes; Eurotiales; Aspergillaceae. Bases 1 to 1122 code for a protein of 373 amino acids.